AUGAAACUCCACGCGAUACUGAUGCCUCGCAAAUGGCGAACAUCUAUGGGCCGAGCCAUCAUGGCAGUGCUCCCGCCGUGUAAUUUCCUUACGCUGCACUAUCUCUAUUUCAUCGCGACGUGUAUGGUGGCCAGUAUCAUUUUCUAUCUGACCUCUACCCCGUGGAAGAGUGUGGCUUAUGUGGAUGCCAUCUUCUUAUGUGUUAGUGCGAUGACUGGAGCGGGUUUGAACACGGUGGACUUGUCAACCCUGAACACCUUCCAACAGGCUAUCCUGUUUAUUCUCCUGAUCCUUGGAUCGGCUAUUCUCAUCUCGAGCACCGUCCUCAUGGUCCGGAAGCAGGCCUUUGAGGAAAAGCUGAAACACGUCUCGGAAGAGCGUGAGGCAUCUCGCCGUGCGUCAGCUCUGGAAUUGCAAAACUCGACAGUGGAACCGGAUGCUCCUCUCAGCGAAGGGGAUAGCCAAGUUCAGUCAAAGGGCAAUCUAGAGGUGCAAGACGAAUCAUCCACAUUCCGUGACGAUCAAAUCCAAUGGGUGGACGAUGAUCAAAUCACCGUUGGCGAUGUCCAAGCCCGGCAUCACCAUCACCACCGUCGAGUCUUUCCUAUGGCCGGAGUGGGCGCCCGACCUGAUCUGAACAAUCACCCCCGCGACGUUGCUGCCCCCCUGCCCUUGUACACUGACGACACCUCGGUGUCUGGGUUCAAGGGAAUAAUCCGCGGCACGCAGAAAUACUUCUCCUCCAAGGGCACUAUCUCGCGCAACUCGCAAUUCUACGGUUUGACAUCUGCCGAGCGCGAGAAACUCGGUGGUGUCGAAUACAAGGCAGUCUCGUUUUUGUGGAUUAUUGUCUCGCUCUACUUUUUGAUGUUUUUGGUUCUCGGUAUUGUCGGUAUGGGUUCCUGGCUUGCAGCGAAUCACCCCGAAGUAUCCGAAGUCAAUGGACUGUCGCCGUUUUGGACCGGCGCGUUCUUUGCAGUCUCUGCAUUUGUCAACAGUGGCAUGUCGCUUUUGGAUGCGAACAUGACUGCUUUGCAAUUAAAUGCGUAUCCCCUUCUCACCCUGGGCAUGCUCAUUCUCGCUGGUAAUACUCUUUAUCCAUGCUUCCUACGCUUCAUCGUUUGGACGAUGCGCAUGAUGUUGCCCAACACGCCAUCUUGGAAGUCGUGGAGGGUGACUCUUGAUUUUAUAUUGGAUCAUCCAAGGAGGGUCUAUACCAAUCUUUUCCCUGCUCGUCACACGUGGUAUCUUCUUGCUACCAUUAUUAUUCUCAAUGGUAUUGAUUGGGCGGCGUUUGAGCUCUUGUCUAUUGGAAACAAGGAGAUCGAGGCAUUGCCUACCGAGUAUCGAGUUCUGGAUGGAUUGUUCCAGGCGUUGGCCGUUCGCGCUGGUGGGUUCUAUGUGGUGACCAUUGCUGAUUUGAGACAAGGACUACUUGUCCUUUAUGACAGACCAAUACAACCAAUACUAACAUUUAGUCAGUACGUCUCCGCAUUCCCCGUGUUGGUGACAAUCCGCAACACAAACGUCUACGAAGAACGCUCCCUCGGAAUCUACGCCGACGACGAAACCCCCGAAACCCGCGCCAAUACGAGCCGCAGCAGCGUCCUCAUGGACCUAGUCCGCCACCACAUGGGCCGCCCCAACCUCUCCGAAUCCUCACGCAGCUACUUCGUCCACCAACAAGUCCGCUCCCAACUCAGCCACGACAUCUGGUGGAUCGCGCUAGCAGUCCUCUUCAUCGCGAUCGCCGAAUCAGACCACUACAACAACCAACCCGUGGCGUUUAGCACCUUCAACAUUAUUUUCGAGGUUGUCUCUGCGUACGGCUGUGUGGGUGUUAGUUUGGGGUAUCCGGGCAAGAAUUAUUCGUUUUGUGGCGCUUGGCAUACGAUUAGUAAAUUGAUUCUUGCGGCUGUGGCGUUGAGGGGAAGACAUCGGGGUUUGCCUGUUGCUAUUGACAAGGCGAUUAUGUUGCCCAGUGAGUCUUUGGCGUGGGCGGAGGAGGAGGAUGCUGCGUUGAGGAGGGAGAGGACGAGGAAUUGGGGGUUGGAUCGGGUGCCGAUUGGUUCGGUUUGA
Penicillium cataractarum is the source of this 2079-nucleotide messenger RNA. RefSeq lists its product as uncharacterized. Bases 1 to 2079 code for a protein of 692 amino acids. Gene Ontology annotation, molecular function: high-affinity potassium ion transmembrane transporter activity. Gene Ontology annotation, biological process: potassium ion import across plasma membrane; intracellular potassium ion homeostasis. Lineage: Eukaryota; Fungi; Ascomycota; Eurotiomycetes; Eurotiales; Aspergillaceae. The record is from RefSeq and is a predicted model, not a curated record. The transcript has 7 exons. Gene Ontology annotation, cellular component: plasma membrane.